Molecule: messenger RNA, 4052 nt
Organism: Salvelinus namaycush (lake trout)
Lineage: Eukaryota; Metazoa; Chordata; Actinopteri; Salmoniformes; Salmonidae
Gene: cars1
Product: cysteinyl-tRNA synthetase 1
Exons: 21
Coding region: 1-2469 (822 amino acids)
Biological process (GO): cysteinyl-tRNA aminoacylation
Cellular component (GO): cytoplasm
Molecular function (GO): ATP binding; cysteine-tRNA ligase activity
Source: RefSeq, a predicted model, not a curated record
AUGUCAAGCUCGGGAGAGUUAGCCUUUGAUUAUGGCUUCUUGCUGCACACAAGUGAGGAGGCCACAGCCACCGUGGCUCUGAAUGAGUACCUGAGCUCCCGCAGCUACCUGGCUGGGUUCAGCCCCUCUCGGGUGGACCAGGAGGUCUUUGAGCUCCUGCAGAGGCCUCCGGCCCCGCAGCACGUGCACGCUCUGCGCUGGUAUAGGCACAUAGCAGCCCUGCAGCGGGACACCCCCAGCCCAGAUAGCAGCAUAAAAGGAAAGAGGGUCCAGCCCCCCUGGUCUGCCCCAGCCGGGUCCAACCUGCCAAAGCUGCGACUCUACAACAGCCUCACACGCACCAAGGAGUUGUUUGUUCCCCAGAAUGGAAACAAGGUGUCGUGGUACUGCUGCGGACCCACUGUCUAUGAUGCCUCUCACAUGGGACAUGCCAGAUCUUACAUAUCUUUUGAUAUCCUCCGAAGGAUUCUGAUGAACUAUUUCAAAUAUGACGUGUUCUACUGUAUGAACAUUACUGACAUAGAUGACAAGAUCAUCAGGCGGGCCAGACAGAACUACCUCCUGGAACAGUACAGGGAGAAGAAGCCAGCGGCUGCCCAGAUACUACAGGAUGUCCUUAGUGCCAGAGGGCCCUUCCAGGCCAAGCUGGCCGAGACCACAGACCCAGACAAGAAACAGAUGCUGGAGAGGCUGGACUCUGCCGUCGCUGCUGCCCUGGGACCCCUGCAGGGGGCGGUGGAGAGCAAGGCUGGGGAGGCUGACAUACAACGCCUGGCUCAGGUGUUACUGGAGAAGGCCAAAGACCUGCUGUCUGAUUGGUUGGAUGCUCAAUUUGGCAGUCAAGUGACCGAGAACUCCAUCUUCUCUCUUCUUCCAAAGUUCUGGGAAGGGGAGUACCACAACGACAUGGACGCCUUGAAUGUCCUUCCCCCGGACGUACUCACCCGCGUCAGCGAGUACUGCCCAGAGAUCGUGGACUUUGUGAAGAAGAUCCUAGACAAUGGCUUCGGGUACGAGUCCAACGGUUCAGUUUAUUUUGACACAGCCAAGUUUGACACCAGCCAGAAGCACGCGUACGGCAAGCUGGUACCUGAAGCGGUCGGGGACAUGAAAGCUCUGCAGGAGGGAGAGGGAGAUCUGAGUGUCUCAGCAGACCAGCUCAGUGAGAAGAGGUCGCAGAAUGACUUUGCCCUGUGGAAGGCCUCUAAGCCGGGGGAGCCGUCCUGGGACUCACCCUGGGGAAAGGGACGGCCUGGCUGGCAUAUCGAAUGUUCUGCUAUGGCUGGUUCCAUCUUGGGAGAGUCCAUGGACAUCCACGGAGGAGGGUUUGACCUCCGAUUCCCCCAUCACGAUAAUGAGUUGGCUCAGUCCGAGGCUUACUUUGAGAACGACCACUGGGUUCGCUACUUCCUGCACACUGGUCACCUGACCAUCGCAGGCUGCAAGAUGUCCAAAUCUCUCAAGAACUUCAUCACCAUCAAGGAUGCCCUGGCAAAGAACACAGCUCGGCAGCUCCGUCUAGCCUUCCUGAUGCAUUCCUGGAAGGACACCCUGGAUUACUCCUCCAACACCAUGGAGUCAGCUGUCCACUAUGAGAAAUUCCUGAAUGAGUUUUUCCUCAACGUCAAAGACAUUCUCCGAGCUCCCUGUGACAUCACCGGACAGUUUGAGAAGUGGGAGGCAGCGGAGAUGGAGCUCAACGAGAGUUUCUAUGAGAGGAAGGCAGCAGUCCACGAGGCGCUGUGUGACAACGUGGACACGCGCUGCACCAUGGAGGAGAUGAGGGCGCUGGUGACCCAGAGCAACACCUACAUAGCCAGUAGGAAGAGCUCCAAGCUGCAGCCCAACCGCAUGCUGAUGAAGAGCAUCGCUCUCUACCUGACUGACAUGCUCAAGACCUUUGGGGCCAUUGAAGGGUCCGAGCCUAUUGGAUUCCCAGUGGGAGGAGAUGGUCACCAUGUGGAUAUGGAGACCACAGUGAUGCCCUAUCUGAAGGUGCUGUCAGACUUCAGAGAAUCUGUUCGCAAAAUCGCCAGAGAACAGAAUGUGACAGAGGUGCUACAGCUGUGUGACGUGGUCCGUAAUGACACCUUACCUGAGCUGGGGGUGCGUCUAGAAGACCAUGAAGGUCUUCCCACUGUGGUGAAGCUGGUGGAUAAAGAGACCCUGCUGAGGGAGAGGAAUGAGAAAAAGAAGAUGGAGGACGAGAAGAAGAACAAGAAAGAGGAGGCUGCCAAGAAGAAGCAGGAGCAGGAGUUGGCCAAACUUGCAAAGAUGAAAAUCUCCCCAUGCGAUAUGUUCCGCUCUGAAACCGACAAGUAUUCCGGCUUUGAUGAAACGGGUUUCCCCACGCGUGAUGUGGAGGGGAAGGAUCUCAGUAAGGGACAGACCAAGAAGCUGCGGAAACUCUACGAGGUCCAGGAGAAACUGCACCAAGAGUAUCUCCAGACCAAUCAGAAUGGCUGCUGAGAGUCCUGGGCCACGUUCAGUUGUCAAACGUUCUGGAAUGUUGCAGAUAGUUACGCCACUAUUGGAGCCGACAUGAUUCCUUAAUCUACAUGUCAGAGAGAAGCAUGUUUGUUCUACAUAGCAUAUUUCUAUCUGAACGUUCCCGAAACGUUGCGUCCUGCUGAACGCGCCCCCUGGAGGACGCUACUCCGCCCCUCCCACGCUCCGCCCAUAGCGAUAGUUUUGUCGUUAUUCAGUUCCUCUAAUAAUUGUUUUGCUAAAUCAACAAUUCCCUGCAUAUUAUGUGAGGGCUUGCAAAUUUGACCAAUCACCGCACUAUUUCUGAAUAAAGCAGUCAAAUCGUCGCAAUAUUAUCUCAUAAAAUGUACCCAUCACCGCAGUACAAAAAAGAGCGCUUGCCAUUUCAACCAAUCACCUCACAUUUACCGCAUAAUAUAGUUCAUCCAAGCCACACGACAAAACUCUUCCCUCAAUCAGAAUGGCAGAAUUACAGCAGCAAAAUAAAGCUUUUUUUUCUCUCUCAGCAAAUUACACAAAAAAUCACUGUGAAUUCCUGGAGGGCCUGACUAUUGGUGAUGCUGAGGCCAGAGAGACCCUGGGUGUGUUUCAAUAGUCUAAAGAAUGAUCUCUUUGUUAGCCUCCUCUGAGUUGACACGUCAGGACGGUGAAGGUAAUAUGGUGGAUGGUUGUUUUCUCCUCUCCUCCUCUUUUACUUGAGAGCAGGUGGAAGGUGAGGAGAUGAAUCCACUCUCCCACUGUUUUUAAGACCUUGGCACAAAACCUGGGCUCCUUUGCACUGCACUCCAUGGGGUCACUUUAAACGGUUGGUUCAAUCAAAAUCACUAAUUGAUACAUUUUUUUUUUUUUUUUGGUGAUUGACCGCAACUACGGUUUGCAUUCAGUUACUUUCCUACAGCUACCAGCGGCUAAGAUUGGUAUUGAUAACCUUUAGCUUGAACUAAAUUGCGUGCCAAAAUGAACUCUGCGUAAAACCACACCUGGGGGUAAUCGAUGGCGAUGCUAAAGUGUGUCUGUGGUUGUUUUAGCUAAUUAAUAAUAACCUACUAGUUGUAGACUCUCCCUGGCCCGCCGACAACCUGCAAGCUGAAAACAUGACAUUCAGGUGAACUAUCCCUGUAGGCAACAGGUUGUCUGUUGAAAGGGGAAAUGAGUCCUCUGAAACCCUUUGUUGGCCCAGGCUUCCAUGUGCUGUAGAUUGACUAGUCACACCAUGAUAGUUUUAGCUCUCCACUGCAAAGUGCUGUUAUUGGUUGGCAGCGUGUCAUACAGCCGUCCAUUGAGGUUUCAUUUCCCUCUCCCCAUCAUGACUGCAUAUCAUUCCUUUUUUUAUUCUGAUAUUAUGACUGAGAGGACAGUGAAGUUGAAUUAAUGCACGAUUGCAAUGCAGAGAUGAUUACAGAAACAUUUGUUACAGAGGCUUCCUUGGGGGUUUUGGUCUUUUACAUGACAAAAUAACAUGCUUUGAGCAGGUGUUAGGCAUGUUGCAACGAUAGCAGAGGGAUGAGAAAUCUUUUAUAGGAAUAUGGAAUGUGUGAGACCUUGAAAUAAACAUUUUAACAAAA